Molecule: messenger RNA, 2319 nt
Organism: Ostreobium quekettii
Lineage: Eukaryota; Viridiplantae; Chlorophyta; Ulvophyceae; Bryopsidales; Ostreobiaceae
Source: the annotation of a GenBank genome assembly
AUGGCGUCCAGCGAAGGCGGAAACAGCAGGGCGGACUGCAAGGCGGUGGUUGCAGCUGUGGCCGAUGCCCUCUUCGCUUCCCUCGAAAGUGAAGCAAGAGUUGCUGAAGACGCGGAAAACGCGGACCUGGCGGUGUUUCUCAGAGCCGCGGGCGGCGAUCGUGACGAGGACGUUGACGCGAUGCUGGCAGUAAUUCAAUGUGGUAUCAUACGUGAACAGAGGGGAAAUUUUGCCAGGUUCCUUCAAGCCUUAACUGGCCGCCUUGGAACUCUUGUGCUGUGUGGCCGCCUCUGUAUGAAGUUUUCACCUCCAUUCAUCUGUAAAUUUUCAGAGAUGAGCGUUGAAAAUCGACAGGCAGCAAUCCUGAGCUGGGCACGUUCUGGCAACACUGACCUGCGGCUGGCAGCAAAAGCCCUCCAAGGAGCAGUGUUUCAGCCUCUUUUUGGGAGGGUGCAUUCAAACAGGACAAACCCUCUGUGGGUGGCCAUGAAGUACCCAGGACCCGGCUCCAGCCGUCCAGGAUUGCUGAAGUCAGCAGCUGUUGAGGCAGAAAAAAUCAUUGAAGACGCUGCGAUCGACUUGCGCAAGGAAGCGAUGGGGAAGCGCAAGGGCGUUGCAGCAGGGAUUGAGGGAGAGGUUCUUGUUCAUAUCAAGAACCACCUGCUAUCCCAUGGACUCGUGGCUACUCCUACUGCCAAGUUAGCUGCAAAUCCUCCAGCAGAUUCGCAUCAUAGUGUUCUGGAGGUUUCCUGUGAUGCAGUCAUUGUGGGAAGUGGGGCUGGCGCUGGGGCAGUGGCCGCUGUGAUGUCAAAGGCUGGGCGCAAGGUCAUCCUUUUGGAGAAAUCUGACUUCACACAUGCGUCAGAUUGUAGUCUUGUUGAAAGUGAAGCCUUCUCCACGAUGUAUGAGCAUCAGGGCUUGUUCUCAACGGUGGAUGGUGGUAUAAGUGUAUUUGCUGGAUCUACUGUUGGUGGAGGACCCAGAAUCAAUUGGUGUGCAUCUUUCAGAACACCAGACCAUGUCCGGAAGGAGUGGGCUACAGUUCACGGACUUCCCGUUUUCACAUCGACCAAGUACACAGACGCCAUGGAUGACGUUUGCAAGCGACUGAAAGUCAACACAGAUGUUGUCCACAAUCCUCAGAAUGCUAAAAUUAAGGAAGGAUUUGAGAAGUUGGAUUGGCACAGUGGAACUAUACCAAGGAAUUGCACGUCCAAGAUCUGCAGUGGCCAUUGUUGCUUUGGUUGUGCCCAUGGGGAGAAGCAGGAUGGUGUAAACACUUUUCUUCUCGAUGCAGCCAAAUGUGGGGCCAAGAUCCUGGCACCGUGCUUUGCUAACAGGGUGGUGGUUGAGCCGAUGGGAGAAUCAAAUGGCCGCAAAAAGAAAGCAGUGGGCGUGGAAGCAAGCGUGGAUAUUGGUGGAAACAGGGUAGUAAAGAUCCUAAUCAGAGCUCCGUUGGUGGUGGCCAGCUGUGGAUCAAUAAACACUCCAGCCUUGUUACUGAGGAGCAAAAUCGCAUGCCAGGGAAAUGUUGGCAAACACCUCAGGCUCCACCCUGCAACCGUCGUUGUCGGCUAUUAUCCCCGUGCGUCAGGUGGGCACGGAUCUGUGCGAAGCUGGGAGGGUGUGAUGAUGAGCAGUUACAGCAAUCAGGCGGCAGAUUGGCAAGGCUCCGGCUAUGGGGCCCUGAUCGAAGUGGCUUCGUGUCACCCUGGAGUGUACUGCAGUUCCACCCCGUGGUUUUCUGCCAAAGAGUUCAAGAAGCUGGCCCUUCGCUAUUCAGACGCUGUAAUAGGUCUGGUCCUUUGCCGAGACAUGGACUCCGGGCAAGUGACCAUUAACUCUUGUGGGGAGCCGUGCCUGGACUACUGGCCGUCAGAGAGAGACAGAGACAACAUUGUGAAGGGCAUGCAACAUGUGGUGCGGGUCUUGGUGUCGACGGGAGCAGAUACCGUGGCAACCCUAAACCACGCAGACCGGACCAUCCUGGAGCUCGAGGAGUCAUUGGGAGCUGAAGCGGUGGACGCGUAUUUGGAAAAGCUGCAGAAACUGGGGAUAGAGAAGCACAAGACUGUGCUGUUCUCGGCGCACCAAAUUGGGUCCUGCCGCAUGGGAUCUUCCCCCAGCAACUCAGUAGCCGACGAAAACGGCGAAUGUUGGGAAGUGCAGGGACUGUACAUUUGCGAUGCAUCCGCGCUUCCCAGCGCGUCGGGAGUGAACCCCAUGAUCUCGACCAUGUCCACGGCGUAUAUGAAUGCCCAGGGGAUCGUGGCCCGCCACCCACCCGCGAAAGGUCAUCUGACGUGUGAAUAUGAAUGA